This is a messenger RNA of Lasiodiplodia theobromae, 750 nucleotides long. RefSeq lists its product as uncharacterized. The record is from RefSeq and is a predicted model, not a curated record. The coding region runs from base 1 to 750 and encodes 249 amino acids. The transcript is spliced from 6 exons. Lineage: Eukaryota; Fungi; Ascomycota; Dothideomycetes; Botryosphaeriales; Botryosphaeriaceae.
AUGCGCUACUCCCUAUCUAUCUUUCUGCUCUGUCUUGUCCUUCAAGCCUCGGCCGAUGAGUGGCAUUUUGGAAAGAAUUUCUCUCUUGGCCCCACGACAGGCAACACCUAUAUCGCCAAGGUGUCAUGGUCUCUGAAUCCACCGGAUGUUCCUUGCGGUGCUGUUACGGAAGACGAAAAUGACCCCAUGUGGAUGUCCAUUUGGAUUGGCGUAGCAAAAGACUUCCACGACCAGAAUGCCGACCUUUUCCAGCCACUCCUGAACUGGCAAGAGGACCAAGAGGCUACUGGAUGCUCUGCGACAUCUAAACAGUGGUGCGUUGCAGCGAGUACCUAUACGCCAUCUGAACAAGUAGCAGAAGACUAUGAUGCCGUCCCGUUGGAUGCUACUCUUGACUUCGAGUUAAAUAUUGACAGCUCUAAAAACGUGGAGCAGAAAGUGUGGAUCAACGGCAAGCUGUCUUCCCAGAGAUCUGACACCGAUGGCUCGGCACCUACGGUGCUUUAUUCGGGGAACGAGUGCUACAGGGGUACCUGCGGAACUUUGGAUGCCUAUACGUGGAAGAAUAUCACAGUCGUCUUGAGCGCAGCGGAUAAGAAAUUUGGUGACACGUUGGACAUUAGCCACGGCUCUAGUACCUCUGGCUGCAUAAGCACGUCCGAUGAAGGAAAGACUUGGCAUAUUGACUCUGUCACGAUUGCGAAGGACUAUUUCUACAGCGACAAUUCUACGAAGGAGUGUCCUUCAUAG